Molecule: messenger RNA, 1857 nt
Organism: Naegleria gruberi
Lineage: Eukaryota; Heterolobosea; Eutetramitea; Acrasida; Naegleriidae
Product: ornithine decarboxylase
Exons: 1
Coding region: 206-1816 (536 amino acids)
Cellular component (GO): cytoplasm
Molecular function (GO): ornithine decarboxylase activity
Source: RefSeq, a predicted model, not a curated record
AAAAACAAAGCAAAGCGUUUUUGGUAUCCACCUCUUGUUGCUACAGCUUUUUUAUUCUCUCAAUACUUAUCCAACCUUGAAAGCCUUUGAGUUUUUUUCAUCCACUCCUCAGCGCGUUUCCUCAACAAGCUUGAACCAUAGCAAUACAUUGGAAUCCUCCCUUUUGGAUCAAAACACAACAAUAAUAAGAAAUCCAGUACACUCAAUGAGUAGUGUUGUCCUUGCAAAUACUGAAUUUUCAUCCACUGUCACUGUUAACAACCAAUCAAGUCUUGAUUUCAAUCAAGCUAAUAAGUUCUUAUUAGAACUAUAUGGACAACCUACUUCUAUUGAAGAAAACUUACUCAAUUCUUUCUCAAAGAAAGAUCAUGCUGCAUUAAUUCAAAAUACCAUUAAUAAUGCUAUCAGAAAUGAAAAGAAAACUUUCCAUCACAACUACAACUGUGAUAAAGUAGCUGCCAUGCAAACAAUCUUGAGGGUAUAUUUUGAAGCUGAAUUUUACCCAAUUGAAAGUGAUGCCAAGAAGAUGACAACCAAACAAAUUGUUAGAAACAUUUGUAAGGAUGUCGAAGAAGACAAUUUCCAUAUUGUUGACUUGUCUCAUGUUAUUAGACAAGUUGAAAGAUGGAGACUAUGUUUCCCACGUAUUAACCCAUACUAUGCUGUCAAAUGUAAUCCAAAUGAAAGCAUUAUCAAGGUUAUGUACAUGAUGGGUUGUGGAUUUGAUUGUGCCUCUUUGAAUGAAAUCAAAUUGGUAACUCAACUCUGCAAUGAAGUUGAUGAAUGGUUUGCCAAACAUCCUCAUUUCUAUGAGGUUUUGGCUUUUGUAAAUAAUGUCACUGUUGAACAAGUAAUGAGCAAGAAGUUCUGUACCACUACUGACAUUAUCUUUGCCAAUCCAUGUAAGCAAUUGUCUCACGUUAGAUAUGCCAGAGACAAUGGUUUACAAUGGACAACAAUUGACUCUCCACAAGAAGUUGAAAAGUUGGCAAGACAAUGGAAGGAUGUUAAGGGUGUCAUUAGAAUCAAAACUGAUGAUAGCAACUCUGCUUGUGCCUUCUCUUCCAAAUUUGGUGUAUCAAUCGAGAAUGCAAGAGGAAUCUUCCAAUCUGCCAAAGAUAACAAUGUUGAAUUGUGUGGUGUUAGCUUCCACGUUGGUUCUGGUUGCCAAGAUGUUAAUGCCUAUGUUAAAGCAGUCAAGGAUGCCAGAAUUAUCUUUGACAUGGCUGAAGAAUAUGGUUACUCAUUCAACUUGUUAGAUAUUGGUGGUGGUUUCUUGGGUAAUAUCAAGGAGACACCAACUGUUGAAGAUGUUGCUUCUAAUGUUAGAGAUUUGAUCGAUGACUUGUUCCCAUCUCAUGUUAAGGUCAUUUCAGAACCAGGUCGUUUUAUUGCCCAAGCUGUGUCUGUUUUGGUUGUUAACAUUUUCUCCAAGAAGGACUUGCGUGAAGAGAAUAAGCUUUACUAUAAGCAACUUGAAGAGUCUGGUGCUAGCGAUAUUGUUCACGAUAGGGAUGAUUUCAUCUAUUAUCUCAAUGAUGGUAUCUAUGGUUCUUUCAACAAUAUCUAUUUCGAUCAUGCUGAACCAACAUUCAAGACAAUCAAAACUGCUGAAGAGAAGGGAGCCAAGUACAAAUCUACUUGUUUUGGACCAACUUGUGACAGUAUCGAUAUCACCUGUAAGGGUUAUUUAUUGCCAGAGCUUAAUGAAGGUGAUUUCUUGUACUUUACCAAUUUUGGAGCUUACACUACUGCCUCUAGCUCACAAUUCAAUGGUUUCCAAAGUACUCAAUUCAAGUAUAUUUUCAGAAAUUAACAUGCCUACAAAAUAAACUCAUUCAACAUUAUUUAUAACAA